Molecule: messenger RNA, 947 nt
Organism: Brassica napus (rape)
Lineage: Eukaryota; Viridiplantae; Streptophyta; Magnoliopsida; Brassicales; Brassicaceae
Product: U11/U12 small nuclear ribonucleoprotein 25 kDa protein
Exons: 4
Coding region: 44-556 (170 amino acids)
Biological process (GO): mRNA splicing, via spliceosome
Cellular component (GO): U12-type spliceosomal complex
Source: RefSeq, a predicted model, not a curated record
CUUGUAUAAGAGAAACCCUAAAAGAAAGAGAAAAGUCACCACAAUGGAGAGCGGCGAUAUUGUCGGAACCGGAGAUUACGACGUUGAGACGAAGCGAGAGAAGCUGAAAUCGUUGCUCUCUCAGCUACUCGCCGAUCCGAUUCUAGCCGACGUUCCGAAGAAUCCAACACUUUCAGAUGUCGUCACUCUCGUCAGUCUUGAAAAAGGAAGCGCUAUGCGUCUCUCCAUCGUCAAGCUCGACGGCUCUUCCUUGGAUGUGGCGGUCAUGAAUUCAGCUACUUUGAAGGAUCUGAAGCUUUUGAUCAAGAAGAAAGUUAAUGAGAUGGAGCAAGCGAACAUGGGUCAUCGCCACAUCUCUUGGAAGCAUGUAUGGUCAAACUUUUGUCUUUCGUGUAAUAACGAGAAGUUGCUUGAUGAUGACGUAGUUCUUCAGGAUGUCGGAGUCCGGAACAAUUCUCAGAUUGCCUUUGUUCCAUAUGUGAUGAAGAAGGGUCCGGGAAGACACUCUAAGAGGAAAAAGCAUCGUCUCUUUCGUUCACUCCACAAGACUUGUUAGAUAAGUCUCGGUAGAUUUUCGACCAAACAUAGUUAUGUCAUUCAACACUUGAGCUAAAAACUCAUUAGUUACCAUUUCAAAAGCAAUUUUGGUUUCAAUGUAAAGAUUCCCAGUGAUGAAAGUUUUAGUAAUCUUGAACGGUGAGAAAAUGGGGCUCCCUCUUGGGUAAACUUACCAUGGAGGUUUUAGAGGAACCAUUGCUGUAGAUUCUUGGCAACUUCUGAGGGUUUCUUUGCCGCCCAUUAGAAUUAGCAUUUAUUCCUUCUUUACCUGUUUCUUGGGAAUCGGUUUAGCUGAUAAUGGUCAUGUUCAGUGUAAAACUCUAUAUAUAAGCUGUAGAUUAUUGUUCUCAGUGUUCAUAACAGAGUUUUAAAUGGUGUUAUUUUCAUUA